Molecule: messenger RNA, 1836 nt
Organism: Aspergillus thermomutatus
Lineage: Eukaryota; Fungi; Ascomycota; Eurotiomycetes; Eurotiales; Aspergillaceae
Product: GMC family oxidoreductase
Exons: 2
Coding region: 1-1836 (611 amino acids)
Molecular function (GO): flavin adenine dinucleotide binding; oxidoreductase activity, acting on CH-OH group of donors
Source: RefSeq, a predicted model, not a curated record
AUGACUGUCAUCGACACCAACUCGGUUGCUGGGCUAGAUGGUGCCGUCUUCGAUUUUAUCAUUGUGGGAGGUGGCACGUCUGGCUUAGUUGUCGCCAACCGAUUGACAGAGGAUCCUAACACUCGCGUGCUUGUCCUGGAAGCAGGAACAAACCGUUUGACAGACCCGCGCAUCUUGGUGCUGGGACUGGCGCCUACGACGUACGGAGAUCCGGAUCUCGACUGGGACUUUCGAUCCAUCCCUCAGGAACAACUCAAUGGUCGUCAACUACUCGCAACCAAAGGCCGUACCCUGGGAGGAUCCUCCGCGAUCAACCUCGGAUUGAUCAUCUACCCAUCGCGAUCGGGGAUGAAUGCAUGGGAAGCGCUCGGAAAUCCGGGCUGGGGAUGGGAAGGUAUUGAACCGUACCUGCGCAAAUUCCACCAGGCCAGUCCGCCGUCUGCCGCAGUUCGUGAGUUUUUCAAUGGGAUGAAAUAUGACCAGAAAGAUCAGGGAAGUACUGGGCCAGUUCAGGUGUCUUUCGGAGAUCAAUACAUGCCGUUCCACGGAGCGUGGCUGGAGACUUUCAAGAACCUGGAAUAUCCGCAGGUAGAAGAUCCCAUUCGAGGCGCAGGAACAGGACCGUUUGUCAGCCCUGGUGCGGUGGAUCCUGUCACCCACACACGCAGCCAUGCGGGGUCAGCUUAUUUCGGCGCAGAUGUACAGCGUCGUCCGAACCUGCGAGUGGUGACGGGCGCGCUGGUGGAGAGGAUUGUUCUGGAAGUCCGCCAGGCUUCUGUUGUCGCCACCGGGGUGCAGUUCUGCAAGGGGGAACAAACGUACACGGUUCCUGUGACGAAGGAGGUUAUCCUCGCGGCGGGAGCAACGCAGACUCCACAGAUCCUGGAGCUCUCGGGCAUUGGCAGCGCAGAUCUCCUCCGCUCGCAUGGCAUCAUUCCAAUCAUUGAUAAUCCAAAUGUUGGGGAGAACCUGCAAGAUCAUGGAUUUGUAUGUUUUGGGUACGAAGUAGCAGACGGGACGCCCUCGGGCGACAUGGCGAGAGACCCAGCAGUGGCUGCGGCUGCCAUGGAAGCGUAUAAGAAAGACGGCUCCGGACCAUUGGGCAUGGUCCCAUUGGUGUCGGCAUUCAUGCCUUGCAUGAACCUCUCCACAGCAGAACGUCAGCAGUUGCUCGCGACAAUCGAUGCGUCGAUCGCCUCUGGUGGUCUGCCGUGCGCGCAGCAGAAGCAGUACCCGAUUCUUCGCAAGCUGCUGGAGGACCCCGAUGAACCCACAGCGCAGUACAUCCUGGCCCCAUUCCAGAUUCUGCCCCGCGAGGGCAAGGGCCUCUUUUCAAUGAGUCAUCCAGGGUGCUUCAUCACUCUUGUCUCCGCACUGAGCUAUCCGUUUUCUCGCGGUUCUGUGCACCUCCAAUCCGCAGACAUCAGAGCGGCCCCGGUCAUCGACCAUGGCAUUCUGCGUCACCCCGCAGACCUCGAGCUCCACGCACGUCACAGUAUUUGGACCGAGACAUUAGCCGAAACCGAGCCAAUGGCAUCGCUACUUAAGAAGAAUGGAGUGCGACUGCACACACCUGAGCGACUGACCGACGUGGAGAUGGCCCAGGAACUGUGUAAGGAGCUCAUAGUGUCUGAGUACCACCUCAGUGGGUCAUGUGCGAUGAUGCCACGCGAGGACGGCGGAGUAGUGGACUCGAAGCUUAAAGUAUAUGGGACGGCGAAUGUGCGGGUGGUGGAUGCCAGUGUGUUUCCACUGGAGCCCCGGGGGAAUAUCCAGGCCACGGUGUUUGCGGUGGCGGAGAAGGCGGCGGAUAUCAUCAAGCAGGACUCACUCUAA